CCCAUUUCCUUUCAAUCAUCACACUCUCUCUCACCACACACCAUGGAAAUCAAAGCUUAUUACCUUUUCGUUCUUGCCUUGUUGUCUGUUUACAUACUCUCAACUUUCUUCCAAAGGAAAAGAAAACAAGCAAAUCAAAACCCAGGUUUCAGUUCCUACCCAAUCAUAGGAACCUUGCCCGAAUUCCUCAUUAACCGACAUCGUUUUCUCGAUUGGUCCACCGAAGUUCUUCUUCGCAGCCCAACCCAUACAGCCGUUAUGCACCGUCCUAUAAACAUCCAUGGUGUCAUCACAGCCAAUCCUCUUAACGUUGAGUACAUGCUCAAAACCAAAUUCGACAACUUUCCUAAAGGUACCCAAUUCAUUACCUUUCUCCAAGAUCUCCUUGGCCACGGAAUUUUCAACUCCGACGGCGACCAUUGGAGAACCCAGAGAAAAACGGCCAGCUAUGAAUUCAACACCAGGUCACUUCGACACUUUGUUAUGGAAACAGUCAUGGGAGAGAUAAGAACUCGAUUGAUUCCUCUCCUGGAAGAGGCAACGGAAAAGAAUCGAUCUUUGGAUUUACAGAACAUCUUGGAGAGAUUCGCUUUUGAUAAUAUCUGUACGGUGGCUUUCAAUGUUGAUCCCGGUUGUCUCUCCGGCGACGGCACAAUCAAUAAUAAGUUCAUGGAAGCCUUCGAAGACGCCGGAACUUUAAGCGCCGGGAGAUUCCUCUCUGUUUCAGAAUCUUUAAUCAAGCUUAAGAAAGUUUUAAAUGUUGGUACAGAACGUAGACUGAAAGAAUCCGUCGCCAUUGUUCAUGAAUUUGCUGAUAAGAUAAUCAAAUCAAGAAUGGAGAAUCUCGAUAACAAAGAUGAAGAACGUCACGAUCUAUUGUCACGUUUUAUGGUGAUUCAAGAAUCCCCUGAGUAUCUCCGGGAUAUCAUAAUCAACUUCAUAUUGGCAGGAAGGGAUACGACAUCGUCUGCUUUAAGUUGGUUCUUUUGGCUGAUAGCUUCAAACCAAACAGCCGAGGAUAAAAUACUGAAAGAGAUCAAAACGAUAAGGUUUCGACAUGGGAAAAAUGUGGGUGAAAGUUUGGAUCUUGAUGAGUUAAGAGAGAUGAAUUACCUUCAUGCUUCAAUUUCAGAGGCAAUGAGGCUAUACCCACCAGUUCCGAUCGACACGAAAGAGUGCCUGGAAGAUGACGUCAUGCCGGACGGAACGUUCGUCGGAAAAGGUUGGUUUGCGACUUAUCAUGCGUUUGCGAUGGGAAGGAUGAGAGAGAUAUGGGGAGAAGAUUGCUGUGAUUAUAAACCGGAGAGAUGGAUUGAUGAAAUUAACGGUUCGUAUAAACCGGAGAAUCCUUUUAAGUUCCCGGUUUUUCAUGCCGGUCCGAGAAUGUGCUUGGGGAGGGAAAUGGCGUAUAUUCAAAUGAAGUCGAUUGCUGCUGCGGUGUUGGAAAGGUUCCACGUGGACGUUCAGGAUAAGAACACGUGUCCCGAGAUGCUUUUGUCUAUGACACUUAGAAUGAAGAAUGGUCUUCCAUUUAAGGUGAGGGUGAGGCAUCAUUUGGAAGAGUAAACAUUUUGUGUUAUAUUAAUAAUAUGAAU
Molecule: messenger RNA, 1595 nt
Organism: Impatiens glandulifera
Lineage: Eukaryota; Viridiplantae; Streptophyta; Magnoliopsida; Ericales; Balsaminaceae
Product: cytochrome P450 94B3-like
Exons: 2
Coding region: 43-1566 (507 amino acids)
Molecular function (GO): iron ion binding; monooxygenase activity; heme binding
Source: RefSeq, a predicted model, not a curated record